Molecule: messenger RNA, 2355 nt
Organism: Blepharisma stoltei
Lineage: Eukaryota; Ciliophora; Heterotrichea; Heterotrichida; Blepharismidae
Source: the annotation of a GenBank genome assembly
AUGGAUAAUACUCAGUUAUCUAAACCUCUUCUAGGCGAUGUCAAAUCAUUGAAAGAUGCUGCUCUUCUUUCUACGAUGGUAGAAAUGGAGUUCAAACCUAACCAAAUCAAUCCUGCAACUGUUCAAGUUACCAAUGAUAAAGCAAAGCCGGAUAAAAUGAGCGAAGCUUUAGCUAAUAUUUCAGUUGUUUUCAACAGUCUCCUACAUUCACAAGUCAAUGUGCCUUACCAAAUAUCCAACAUAGUAAAGCUGUCAGACGAAACUCAUUAUGUCGCCUCCACUUGUGAAGGGCUUGCUCUUUAUAUCGACAUGAAGACCAAAAGAAUCGACGAGAAAAAACUCUGGGAGCGAAUAGAAUCUGUAGCAGUUCUAAAAGGAGAACAAAAAGCAAUCUUCUCCUCCUUUCAAUCUCUUCAUGAGGUUAAGCUUCCUUCCCUUCUCCCAGUCAAAGAAAAGACUUUGGAUUUUGGUCAUCAUAUCCGUAAAAUGGUCCAGUCUUAUGAUAAAAAUUUUUUAUAUGUCCUAUUAGACUACAAAAAAAUAGUCAAAGUCAAUCCUGAAAAUUUUGAAGAAAGAGAAGACAUUCUUGAAGGAGAGUUCGCUGAAAUGGCUUUAUCACGGACUGGAGGGAAUUUUUUUUCGGAUGGCACCUUUUCGGCACAAUUUUGUAAAAAUGUAAAAAUAUUUGCAAAUUUGGCAAAAAAUGGGCAAAUUUUUGCUGAAAAAAUCGUCCCGGGCUGGAAAGCUUGCCACUUUUUCAAGCGAUCAUAAAUUGACAUUGACAAAUUUAGAAUCUUCAAGCCAAAAUGAAAUGCUUGAAUGUUUUGAGCUAAUUGAUUAUCUGGAAUUUUCUCCUAACGAAUCUAAAAUUAUAGCAGUUUUUUGAGAUACUGUAUUUAUUAUCAAUGUAAAUCCUUUGGAAAAAUGCAAAGUUUUAAUGAAAGAAAGAGUUUUCUCGCCAGUUAUAGCAAAUGAUGAAAAUACGCUUAUAUUAGGAGAUGAAAAAGGAAAGCUUAUAUUUUGGGACAUUAAAAACAAAGAGCAAAUGUCAGAAGUCCAAGUCCAUAGUGGGAGCCUUAAUUUUGUGAUGCUUUCCUCUGAUGGGAAAUUGAUAUACACAAAUGGGAUGGACGGAAAACUCCGCUCAUUGAAAUUUCCUGGGGUAACUAACUCUCCUUUUAAUUGGAAUAAAAUAUUUGGUAAAUUUACAUUUUUGGUACUUAACCUACUUUAAAUUUGAUCAAUUUAUUUAAUAAAAAACAAUUAUAUUAAAAAUGCUAAUUAUAUACAUAAAAUGGCCGGAGACGAGCGACCUGUCCUUCCGUGGCGGGCGACCUUAUGUAUACCGGACGUGGUUUUUGGAUGCGAAGAGCUACUCAAGGUAAGGGCUAGCCUCGAGGCGAGAGGCCCAGCACAAUUUCCGCUGAUUUUGUGGCCUGACCCGGGCAGCAGUUUUUCGCAUCUUUUUUGCCAGUAGCGCCGAGGCCCAGACUCGGUGUCCGAAAGAGGCAGGGGGAUUACUUGCCUAAGCUACUUGGUGGCAUCGCCCCGAAUCCCGUAAGGGGUUGAGUUUUUUCUUGGAGAUGAUCCGGGAAAAAGGGGAAGGUGAGGCUCGACUUAGGAUCUCAAGGGCACAAGUCUCUCCAGUUAAAAGGGUUCGAUCAAAAAGGGCGAUCUGGCGAAUGGAAAUGGCAGUGUUGGCGUCAACUUGGGCGACACAGCAAGUUGGAAAAUGGAGGCGGUCAGCUAAGACAGUGCUCUGUCCCUUGACCUCACCUCUACCGAGAAACCGGGGGUUUCGGCCCGGGCUUGCUGUGGAUACGCUCUGCCACCCUGCAGGUAAAACCGCAGCAUGCAGUCCACGAAGUAGGGACUAUAAAUACCCAGCUUAAAACUAACUAACUAAAAAUGCUAAUUCUUAAAAUUAGUUGAACAAAUGAAUAUUAUUUAAAUAGUUUAAACACUGAUAAGAUUAAUUUUUUGAAUUAUUGUGCCUUUUUGGGGGCAAGCGCAUGAACCAUAAUGGUGGCUAGUUUCGUAUCCCAGCCUUGGAAAAAUACGAAGCUGGCCACUAGUAUGGCUCACAUACUUGUGUGCCCAAAUAGGUACAAGACACAAUAAUUUUUUAUAUAAAAUGAAAUUAAAAUUAAGUUCAAUUUAUAUUUUUUAAAAAAAUUGACCCCCUUUAAUCGAACAUGAUUUUUUGUUUGAAUUUAAAUGGAGGGGAUUAAAGAAUUAUCAAAAAAAGUUUGAGAUUUCGAAAUUUCCCCAACAGAAAGCAAUUUGAUUAUUAAAACUAGUAACAUGAUCACAUUAGAGAAGUGGGAUUUGUCUACUAACAAGACUGAAAGAUAG